AUGUCCUCCAUUCAAUCAUCCAGAGCAUUGUUUCAGUUCUCUCAAAGAGCUUUGUCAGGACUACCAACCUGCAGAGCAAUCUCUACAAAAGGGGCGCAAGCCGCGCACGACUGGAGCGCCGCGCAAUAUCUCAAGUUUGAGGAUGAACGCACCCAGCCAGCUCGCGACUUACUCUCCCGUGUUCCUCUCCAAGCGCCGAAGAACAUUGUCGACCUAGGCUGUGGGCCAGGAAACUCCACUGCGGUGCUGGAAUCACGCUACCCAGACGCCCAAAUCGUGGGAAUGGAUUCGUCCCCGGACAUGAUUCGCAAGGCAAAAGAAACUCUCCCGCACCGCGAAUUUGCCGUAGGAGAUUUGGAGUCCUAUUCACCUCCAGGCCCAGUGGACUUGUUUUACUCCAAUGCCGUGUUCCAAUGGCUCAAGAGAGAUGAACGCUUCAAGAUCGUCAAGAGAUUAAUGGAAACACAACCAUCGGGGGGCGUUUUUGCCCUUCAGGUUCCUAACAACCUCUCGGAGCCUUCCCAUGUCUUGAUGCGGGAGACUGCCGAAAAUGGGCCUUGGGCUGCUACACUGGCGAAGGUGGGCAGAGAUACGUUCCAAACGACGCAGGAAAUAUACGAUGAACUCAAGCCUGUUAGCUCGAAGGUGGAUAUCUUCCAGACCAGUUAUAAUCAUGCUUUGGAAAGCCAUGAAGCCAUCAUCGAAUGGGUUAAGGGUACUGGAUUGAGACCUUACUUGGAUCCUCUGAGCGCAGAAGAGAAGAACAGUUUCUUGCAAGAGUACUUGCAGCGUCUGCAAGCAGCCUACCCUGUUUCAGUCGAUGGCCGGGUUUUGCUUCAGUACCCUCGCUUGUUUGUUGUUGCUGUUAAGAACUAG
Molecule: messenger RNA, 876 nt
Organism: Penicillium pulvis
Lineage: Eukaryota; Fungi; Ascomycota; Eurotiomycetes; Eurotiales; Aspergillaceae
Product: Trans-aconitate 2-methyltransferase
Exons: 1
Coding region: 1-876 (291 amino acids)
Molecular function (GO): trans-aconitate 2-methyltransferase activity
Source: RefSeq, a predicted model, not a curated record